AUGACACAACCCGUAGUUGUUCAGUCACUCCAAACUCCAUUUUCUAUCGAACCAUAUGACAAAAAUAUCAAAUGGAGCCGUUGGGUUGAUAGAUUUGAGACUGCGAUUGCCCUUUUUGACCACCCUAUUGAAAAAAAGGUCAAAUUGCUCCUCCACUACAUGGGAAGUGAAGCAUACAACGUUCUUUGCGAUAAAGUGUCACCAGACAAACCAUCAACCAAAUCCUAUGACGACAUCAUUAAAACUUUAUCCGAGUUCUUCGACCCAACUCCAAAUGAAAUAUUGGAAAACUAUCGCUUCCAUUUGCGAAAACAGCAGGACGAAGAAACCUGUGAAGAAUUUCUGAAUGCACUUAGGCGUUUAUCAAUUGGGUGUAAGUUUGGUUCAUACUUACAAACCGCUUUACGAAACCAAUUUGUAUUUUGUCUAAAAAAUCAACGCAUUCAAAAUCGGCUUCUAGAAAAAGAACAACUUACUCUAUCGUCAGCACUAGACACCGCCAAGGCCAUAGAGGUAUCAGAAAAAGGUGGUGCGGAGUUACACAAAGAGAAAGAAUUGACAUCUGAUGUGAAUUUCGUAAAAGAAAAUAACAAAAAGAAAAAAAACACUUGGGAAAAUAAAUCAAGUAAAAAUCCAAUAAGAACAUCGUCAUCGACGAAUUUUGUUUGUUAUCGGUGUAACAGCACGGAGCAUUUAGCAACCAAAUGCAAGUAUAAAAACUCAAUGUGCUCAUACUGCAAUACAAAGGGGCAUCUACAGCGAGCUUGUUUUAAGAUGAGACGAAAUGGAAGAGGAGCUACAAAUCAAUUAGAAGAAGAGACCGGUGCCGAGAACAUUUGUGUUGAUGAAAUCUGCCACAUAUCAGAUGAGCUUUUGCAAAUCGACGACCCAAGCCAGGUAACACUUCGUUUCAAAAUGUGUUGCGAACUUAUUGUUAAUGACAUUCCUUUUAUUUUUCAAAUAGAUACUGGGUCACCUGUAACUGUUGUCGGUCUAUCAGAUGCAAAGAAACAAUUUGGCAAACUUCAUUUACAAGAAAACGAUACGGAGCUGGUUAGUUUUUGCGGAAAGAAGCUGGAAUGCUUUGGUUAUGUUAACGUCAAGGUUAAAACAAAGCAAAACGUGGUUAACCUCAAAAUGUACAUCGUUCGAUCGCAACGAAACCCUUUGCUGGGUCGUGAAUGGCUUCGACAGAUCAAAUUAGAUUGGGGUCAACUUUUCGAAAAACAAUUAGAUACAGUAAUGCAAAUACAACAAGACAAAGCUAAAUUCUCAGUAAUUGACGAACUAGUUAAUAAGUACCCUAAGGUAUUUUCCAAAACAGCAGGAAAAAUCACAGGAAUACAGGCACGGUUACAUAUGAAAGAAAAUGCCUCCCCGAUUUUCAUCAAAGCGCGUCGCGUGGCAUUUCCAUUAAUAAAAGCGGUUGAAGAUGAACUGGAGAAGUUAGUGGCAAGCGAUAUUUUGGAACCAGUGGAUACGUGUGAGUGGGCUACACCGAUAGUUGCUGUUCGCAAGCGAAAUAACCAAGUUCGAAUCUGUGGCGAUUAUAAAGCCACAGUCAACAAAUUUUUAAAUAUCGAUGAAUAUCCGUUGCCAUCAAUUGAUGAACUAUUCACCUCAAUGGCUGGGGGAAAAAAAUUUACAAAAAUCGACCUGUCCAAAGCCUACUUGCAGUUAGAAAUACACCCAGAUGAUCGUGAUUAUCUAACGUUGAGCACCCAUAAAGGGUUAUAUCGGCCUAAAAGAAUGAUGUUUGGGAUAGCGUGUGCACCAGCAAAAUGGCAACGGCAUAUGGAGCAAAUUUUGAGUGAUAUCCCAGGUGUAAAAGUGUUUUUAGAUGACAUAAAAAUCACAGCGGAAAAUGAUUCGGUUCACUUACAGCGUUUGGAAGAAGUACUUCGAAGAUUAAAUCAUUACAAUAUGCGAGUGAAUUUGGAUAAGUCUGAAUUUAUGGUAGAUCGUAUAGAAUAUUGUGGGUAUAUAUUAGACUGCAAUGGAAUUCAUAAAAUGAGAAGCAAAAUUGACGCGAUACAAAACAUGAAACAGCCAAGCAAUAAAGACGAAUCAGAUGUGAUAUUAGCCCAUUACGAUCCAAAAUUGCCAUUAAUACUGGCAACAGAUGCUAGUCCAUACGGAGUGGGUGCAGUUCUCAGCCAUGUCUACCCAGAUAAGAGCGAAAGGCCUAUUCAAUACGCAUCACAAACACUAUCAAAAGUUCAACAAAAAUACAGUCAAGUGGAUAGGGAAGCAUACGCGAUCAUCUUUGGUAUUAAAAAAUUCUACCAGUACGUGUAUGCUAGGCGAUUUACUUUAGUCACUGACAACAAGCCAAUAUCCCAGAUUUUUUCACCACAUAGAGGACUACCAACACUUUCAGCUACACGUAUGCAACAUUAUGCAAUUUUUCUUGAAUCAUUUGACUAUGACAUUCGGUAUAGAAAAUCAAAAGAAAAUGCAAAUGCCGAUGCAAUGUCACGUUUACCUGUAGCAGAAAAGUACAAUGCCAUUGAGGAAAUCGAUUUACUUGAAGUUGACGCCAUCACGAAAUUGCCUGUUACAGUGGAUCAAUUAAGCAAAGCAACUGAAAGAGAUGAGCAAGUUAAAACUUUAAUAAAGGCAUUGUAG
Messenger RNA from Eupeodes corollae, 2628 nucleotides. RefSeq lists its product as uncharacterized. The transcript has 2 exons. The record is from RefSeq and is a predicted model, not a curated record. Bases 1 to 2628 code for a protein of 875 amino acids. Gene Ontology annotation, molecular function: nucleic acid binding; zinc ion binding. Lineage: Eukaryota; Metazoa; Arthropoda; Insecta; Diptera; Syrphidae.